This is a messenger RNA of Paraglomus brasilianum, 1692 nucleotides long. NCBI's taxonomy places the organism in Eukaryota, Fungi, Glomeromycota, Glomeromycetes, Paraglomerales, Paraglomeraceae. The record is from the annotation of a GenBank genome assembly.
AUGUUAUCAGUCGACGCAUUAACUUUCUUCAGCACUUCCAGAUUGCUAAAUGUUCUUGCUCUAUCAAUACUUGUCUUUGUACUGUACACCAUCAAAUUCUAUGUCUCUUACUUUAAUAGAGACAAUGCACUUCCUGGUCCACUCCCAUUACCUAUAGUAGGCAAUCUCCUCCAAUAUGCUAUGUAUGAAGACAUGGUAGUAUGGGCUGAUACUCUCCGUAAGAAGUAUGGUGACUUGUGGGAACUGUAUAUGGGAUCCGAAAGACACGUAUGGGUCUCGAGAGCCGAUUUAGUAGAAAAAUUGCUUAGUACGUCGACAAAAACUAAUUACAAGUACAGAACAAAUGGGAAUAGAGCAAUCGCCGAAAUUAAAUUGUCGGACCACGGAGUUUUUCUGAAUAGAGAUCUGAAUCUUUGGGCCUUUAAUAGGAAGAUGAUUAAACUCGUGAUGACGUCGAAAGAGUUUAAUGACUAUGUUAUUCAAACCGUGCCAAAGAUGGUCAAUGAAAUGGAAACGUAUUGGACCAAAUUGGGAUAUAUAGGGGAUGCGCGUCAAAAUGAUUUGAAAGACGAUACCAAUAAGCAUGCAACUGUCAGCAACGAUAAAAUCAUUAAUCUUCCAGAUUGGUUCCACGCGUUAACUCUAGACGACAUACUGUACCUAUCUAGUAGCAGAUACGGUUGCGCUCUUGCAUCUCAUUUCCUUUCUCACUCGCCAAAUUCCGAAAUACCUUAUUCGCCUGAAACUAUGAAUUAUGCCAAAGAAUUCCGCGAUUCUUGGACGACAUUUAUGGAGACUGUGAGGACAGCCGUAUUUACGCCUGAUUUCGUUAGGCUGGGAACUCCAAAUGGUUUGAUGAAAAGAAGAAAGUAUCUGAAAAAUUACCAUUGGUUAACCAACAAUCUGUUGACAAUAAUUAGAGAAAAGAGAGCCGAGAUUGAAAAUGAGGUUAACGAUGAUGGGUCAAAGAACAACAAUGACAUCUUGAGAUUAUUACUGGUCACUAAUACCCCUCGUGGACCUAUCGUGAAAAGGGGAUCGGAUGAGAUAGACAAGCCUAUGAGUGAUGAUGAAAUUAGAGGGGUGCUGUUGGAAGUGUUGCUUGGGUCUGUAGAAACUUCUGCUAGUCUCAUGUGUUUUGUCAUCUAUUUUGUCUGUCACAACCCGGAAGUAAAGAAGAAAAUACAGGAGGAGGUCGAUCCUUUGUUCAGAGAUAACCCGAAUAGAAUACUGCAGCUCGAUGACGCGAACAAAAAACUUGAUUACCUUGAAGCGGUCAUUAAAGAAGCCUCGCGGAUUUAUCCUCCUCUGCCCAUUAAUCACAGAGUUGCUACACAGGAUGAUGAAAUCGGUGGAUAUGUGUGGAAGGCAGGAACGCAGUUCAUGAUAGACGUGUUUGGUAUUCAAAACCAUCAAGCACACUGGUCUAAUCCCAAAGAAUUUAAGCCUGAGCGGUUUCUUUCUCAAUCUGAAGAUAUUGUUCCAAAUUCCAUUCAAACAUUUGGGGGAGGACUGCGUAUAUGCCCUGGUAGACAGUACGGAAUGCUUUUUACAAAGAUUGUCCUAGCCUCAUUAUAUAAUAGAUAUGAUAUAGAGUUGGCUAAUGAGAAUGAAAAACCUGCGACCGCAUAUAAGAUUACGCGUUACUGCCAUCGAUUGAGGGUGGCAUUGAAGAAAAGAAGCGCCAUUUGA